Acanthosepion pharaonis is the source of this 918-nucleotide messenger RNA. NCBI's taxonomy places the organism in Eukaryota, Metazoa, Mollusca, Cephalopoda, Sepiida, Sepiidae. The record is from the annotation of a GenBank genome assembly.
AUGUCUACCUCUCAUUGUCUAUCCGCUACUCUAUUUUUGAAUCUAUUUCCACAAUUAUCCUCCCUAAGCUCAUAUAACCCAUUUUUAAGCAAUAUCCUCUCUAUCUUUCUUACCCUCUAUCAAUCUUACGGCACUUCUUCCCGUCUCUUGAUAUCAUCAACCCUUUCUUUUCUUGACACUGUUCUUUUCGUCUCUUAUCCCUCAAUUCUCUCUUAUUAUCUGCCCAACCUGAAUAGAUUCAGUCGUUUCCUCUCUUGCAACCAGUCAAUCUGCUCUUUUUAUGACACUGGCAUGCCAUUUCCUUUUGCCGCUGGUGGCUUCUUGGAUUUCGUUUUCCUCUCUCAAUAUCUGUUUUUCAUAUUUCUCACUAAAGUAAUCAGCACGGGGCUUCUUUUGCAGACCAAUUAUUUUCUUCAUCAUUUUUACGCUUUCUUUAUAUUCCGUCUCCCCCAUUCACUUAGGCGUUUCGUUUCUCUCUAUUUCCUGUCCUUUUUUCUCUUAACUCUGCUUUUCAGAUAUCAUUUAACUUUUUUUUUUCUUUUCUACGGACCUUUUUUCCAUUUCUAUCCCCCCCCCCUCUCUCUUUUUUUUACUCAAUUCAACUUAUUCCAAUGUGACUUCUUUUUUCUGUUUCGCAUUUUCCGUCCCAUUGCACAUCUCUCUUUCCCAGAUAUUUUAAUUUUUUCCCCAAACGUUAAUUUUUUUUCUCAACCACAAAUUCGAACGUUGGGUUGCACACCUUUUGCUAACAACCAAAUUCCAUCGCCUUGCAAAUUGUUCUUUUCUUUCACAGGCCAUUAUUUUUCACUUUUCAUUUUCCUAACUCUUUUUCCAUUUUUUUCUGUUAAUCUUCUUUCUGGGUCUCUUUCAGCACUGCAUAAAUUCUAUUCUUUCUUUUUCUGGCUCCUUUUUCUUUAA